AUGGAUGCCUUGAGGCGUUUAGACCAAUGCCUCGAUCAGUUAGAUCCGGAGUGUAGCCUGGCUACGAGCAUGGCUACCCCAAAGACCCGUCAGCCGCCAAGAGUCGAGUAAGUCAAGACAAUAAGGGGAAGGUAACCUUGGUGGGGGCAUUUUGAUUGAUUGAAAUGUUUUUUAUAAAGUCGCUCUCGUUGUUAUUCUAAUUUUUCGAAUUCUAUUUGUUAGAAAAUGUUUAGUUUUUGGUUGUUUUGGUCAAAAAGUUCAUAACAUAUUUUUUUUAAAUUACUAGGCAAUUUUUGUGUUUUACUACAUUGAAUCAUGAAAAUAUAAAUUACAGAGACAUGGUAUCGUACUACGAGCGUGUACUUCUUUGUAAUGCGGAACAGUUGAUGAAUCUAGCUACAAACAGUAACGCUUAUGCCAUUCCUCAACAUUCGACUCCGCGUUCGCCGUUAUCUCCGAUCUCAUCUACAACAACACCUCGGCUCCCGGCUUCUCGUUUCCCGUGUUACCGAUGGGAGUGUUCUGUCAACGACAGUAACGUCAACCGGCUUACCGUACCGUCAUUGAAACGGUCCAACUAUCUGGAAGAUUCGAGUUCUCCAGAAUCCACCUUCCUCUCCAAUGUCUCCACUUUUGACUCGUCCGGAUCGUCGCCACAUGUAAGUGUUAUGUGCCAGAUGUCUGACCAUAUUUUAGUACGGAUAUUACGGAAACACGCCGCCACAUUCCACACAAAGUACGUGGAGUGACUUGAGCGACAAUUUGUUUGACCCGGAAGACGAAGAUAGUAGUGCCUAUCAAGUACAACGGAUAUGUAAGGCGUACAGAAAGCAGAACAACUACAAAUUGUAAGCAAAAGUUUGAUGUAAAGCAUAUUGUCAUAACAGAUCAAUCUUACCUUGACUAUAACAACACUUUUUAGGCCAGAAUGUCGAGAAGAGUCAUCGUUUGACACAACUGCUUCUACCGUAACCAACUUCAACAGCUCUCAGAUAUCAGAAAGUUCGUGGAGGUUCUGGGGACUCGACAUUCCUACUGAUGAAGAGUUCUUGUGUGUAGAAGACUGUGAAGCAUCGUCGUCUUCUGCACCAUGUGAUUCUAGUACUUCCGUCUACAAUCGUCUGUUUCAGUUCCGUCUAAAAGAUCAGGUUAUAAAUAUUGAGUUUAACGAUGUGACUGAUGGUCUGAUUAACGAUUACUCAUGGCGGUUGGACAUUUAUGCUCCUCAGUUUAGGGUAGGUUAAUAUAAUAUUGCUUAUAGGCAACUUAUAAUGUAUAUUGGUUUACUUGUCCCCUUGUAAACUGAAUAUGUUGGUAUUUUGUAGUAAUGUCAUCAUUUCAGAAUGCGUUGACUGUACAGGUUUUGGAUUCCUUGUCGAAAACUUUGAACCAAACCAUAACGCAGAGUGAUGUCAUCGAAAAACCUUCAGGUUUGCGCAAAAGGUAAACAACGUCUAGCAUAAUUACCUUAUUACCGCUUAUUUCAUACUUAAUGUCUGCUCUAAAAAUACCGCGAAAUUAGUGGUAAUCAGGGGUUUACCUUCACUAUCUACCUGGUAGAUUACUCAUCACACGCAUAACUCUAAAGCAGGAGUAAAGGGAAUAACAUAGCAAUAACAAGAAAUGGUCUUUAGUGACAAUUAAUGAUAAUAUACCUCCCAGUAAACAAACAUAGCAUGUUAAGAUAAUUUAUAUAACAAUAAGCAACCAUGUAUUCUAGGUUGGCCAACUCAAUCCGCUCCCUCAAACUAAAGCGAGAUCAGAAGAAGAGUACCUUCCAAAGAAACCUGAAGGACAUACGGACAAGAAGUGACAUCAACUCUCCAUUUCCUAUAUUCAUCCACUGUAUAAUGGAUCUGGUAUUACACCAAGCGUCCCAGUCUUGUAAUAUGGGUCUCUUCAGAACGGCCGCUUUGAAGACUCGAGUAGAAGAGUACCGUAAGAGCUGUGAAGGCCUCGGAGUCAACGACAUACUGCCAUUGUCAUUGGCUGACUCUAACAACCUUAUAAUCCUCGCCGACAUAUUCAAGCAGUACAUCAGAGAGAUCCCCGGCCAACUGAUUUCGAAGCCCAUCUGGAAGUUGAUGAUGAAGUGUUUGGGGAAGAGUAACUGUAAAGACAUCUCGGAUUCACAGAUCGACUCUCUCAGAUGUUGUGUCACGCUGAUGGAAGUUAAUAAGCGAGACGCCCUUUGUAUUCUGAUGUACUUCCUUCAGAAGCUUUCCACGUAUUCUGAAGCGACCUUGGUAGGUUUUUAGGUGCUAACCUCAAACUAUAGUAGCCGUUACCUAUAAAAUGUAAAAAGCACAACGCUUAGCAAAAAGAUAAGUAAGAAACAAGUAAUUUUAUGUGAUAAUAAUAUUAAACAAGCCCUUUCAGAUGACUGUUGAGAACCUAGUGUCGGUUUUCAUGCCAACGAUCUGCGAUCUACAACAUGAUUGUUCAGACGCUCCAGAAGCCUACAUUACCAACUGUAAAGCUCUGGCUACUGUACUAACCAUACUGAUAUCUCGAGCACAAGAGAUAUUCAAGCUACCGAACGCCGUGGCCAAAGAGAUGGAGAAUGCCAUGUUAAUUGGACCAAGAGAAAACGAACAUCAGAAAUACGACAGAAACCGAUACAUCUGGCAGAACAAUGACAUUAUCUCUUCAGUUUCGUCAAAGCCUACCCCAGAGUAUAGAGCGGAUACUGUACUUGAAGUGAACACGGUAGACUUGUUCAGGUUCCUGAUAGAAAACAGAUCCUGGGAUCCUACGUUUACAUCGUAUGUGUAUCUGAAGACCGUAAACGAUGACGUCGAGCUGAUAUCUGCCAAGACAAAAUGGUGUUCUGCUAGCGAUGAUCCUAUUUGUUUGGCACGGUAAGUUGAACAUAGGCUAAUAAUGUUAUUUUGGUACUGUUUUAAUUUUCAUAUCCGCAACAAAAGUAAUCACGCCAACCUACUUUCAGAAUGUCGACUAGGCACUAUGCCAAAGUGAUACAGAAACACACGUUUAUAUUGAUGGAACGGUCAGCCCCUGCCACUAUUUAUGAAACAAACUCUCCUGUCGUCUUUAAUAAGCUGCAUUUCAUUCUACGACGAAUCGACGCUCAACGAACAAAUGUUACUUUCGUGUUAGGAGUUGAUUUCAAGUAAGUAUACCUAAUAUUGUAGAGAAUAUUAUCCUUCAUUCACUUCGAAAAGCUGUUUUUGGUCACAAAUUCUCAGAAAAUCAUUAAUAAGCUCUCGCAUAUAGGUCAGUUCCUCAAAUUUAAAAAAACUUUAACUUAAACUUAAAAUGUACUUUCAGUUCUCCGAACAGACAAAUAACAUACGACGAUCUCAUUAAAGACACCUGUGAUGUCAUGGAAUCCUUGAAAAACCGAUUUCACUCUGAUCCGAUAUAUUGCUAA
Messenger RNA from Bursaphelenchus okinawaensis, 3394 nucleotides. The record is from the annotation of a GenBank genome assembly. NCBI's taxonomy places the organism in Eukaryota, Metazoa, Nematoda, Chromadorea, Rhabditida, Aphelenchoididae.